This is a messenger RNA of Penicillium maclennaniae, 2736 nucleotides long. Its product is annotated as CeGAL family transcription factor. Gene Ontology annotation, biological process: regulation of DNA-templated transcription; DNA-templated transcription. The record is from RefSeq and is a predicted model, not a curated record. The coding region runs from base 1 to 2736 and encodes 911 amino acids. The transcript has 5 exons. Gene Ontology annotation, molecular function: DNA-binding transcription factor activity, RNA polymerase II-specific; DNA binding; zinc ion binding. Lineage: Eukaryota; Fungi; Ascomycota; Eurotiomycetes; Eurotiales; Aspergillaceae.
AUGAGCAAUAUUCAUUUUCUAUCAUGGGCCGAGCAAGACACUCUAUUCAAACUAUCUUGUGCUGACGCGGAAACCUGCAGUCAACUAUCAAGCGUGGACAAUCCACUUCCCUCUCUACAAAAAUCUGAGUGCGAGCACGGCACAAAGAAAAUGGCCAUUCCGCGUCUGGCAGAAGGUGCAGAAUCGGCAUUUACCUCACCUGGUAGAUUCCACCGUCGACAUGUUCGUCGAGCAUGCGAGUCCUGUCGACAGAGAAAGACUAAGUGCACUGGUGAUAAGUCUGGCUGUCGCAACUGUCGAGAGGCUGGCAUCAUUUGCUGCUACACAGACGGAAAAAGAGAGAAGUCGAAACGCCAGCUAGCGAGUCUAUCAUCAAAGGUGCAGGCGUAUGAAGAUGUCAUCAAGAAGUUGAGCAGUCGAUUUGGUGUGUCUGAUGAACAACUCGUGAACAUCGCCCUAGCAGUGGACUCGGCCUCUGAGUUAACUCUCAACCCCGACUCCGGCUCCGCUUCAACAGGAGAACACAAGACGGUUCGUGGCUCUGGAUCGGAAGAACCUUCGGAUCAGCCUACAUCCGGUGAUCCUCUCGAGUUCAUCGACCACACGGAAGAGGAUUUCAACAAAGAUGAGACCACUAGAGCCACCGGUUUUAUUGGAAGAAGCUCUGAGAUUGCAUGGCUUCAGAGGCUUAGCAAAGAAGUCAACAACGAGUGUGAUGGAUGGCCAUCCACUAAUUCCACCACGGAUGAUGACAACGGUCUGCCAUCGCCCACUUUGACACCCCGAGCCGACGGUCCAAGUGAGCCAAGGGUAGCAUCUACCAAUUACUAUCUCGAUGACUCAGAUGUAUCAAUCACAGAGCAAGUUGACACCUAUGGAGUACCGUCACGGGAAACAGCAACUAAAUUGCUCAAUACAUACUUGACCUCCGUGCACCCGUCGUUCCCAAUUAUUGGAAUUCUCACAUUCGUCUCCCAGUUCCAGGUCUUCUUUAGCCAGCCAUCUCUGAAACCCGGAAAUAAGUGGCUGGCCAUUCUCAACUUGAUCUUUGCAAUUGCAGCUAAACAUGGUCAGUUGACGGAGACGGACUGGGAGGAUGAAGAAGAUGAUCAUCAGUCGUAUUUUGCACGAGCGAGGAUGCUCAGCAUGGAGGAUCAGCUCUUGCAGCAUCCUGACUUGCAGCAAUUGCAAGUUGAAGGUCUCGCCUGUUUCUAUAUGAUUGCAUCUGGUCAUAUAAACCGAGCAUGGAAGCUUUGCGGAAGUGCUGUCCGUGGAGCAUUGGCUCUUGGUCUACACCUGCGCAAUUUGGGAUCCUGUACUUCGGAUAGUUCCAAGGAAAUACGAUACCGUGUCUGGUGGUCAUUAUACACGGUUGAACAUCUCCUCACAGUCAUCACUGGACGCCCAUCCUGCAUUAUAGACAGCUCUUGCACCACGCCGUUGCCUGUUCCAUUCGACGAAAGCGACUUUCAAAAGGAAGAGGUGGCACAUAUGAUCAGUGCUGCUGGGCGAGCCGCAUCUGAUAGCCUCGACCGAGCGUCAUUCCACAACAGUGCAGCCAAUUUGGACUCUAACACGGACGAUGACAACUGUGACAGCCCUGCAGAGUGCGAGACAAGAAUGACCAAGGCCGAGUACCUGAAGAGUCUUCCGCCAUGUAUGUCACUGUAUUUCUUGCAGCUGACAUCCUUGACGACUAUCGCCAAGCGCAUGACAAUCAAGCUAUACAGCCCUGAGGCACUGCAGUCUCCCUGGGCAAGUACAGAAUUUACGAUUCAAAGCUUGAUGUUGGAUAUUGACACUUGGUUCAUGAACCUACCGUCCGCUUACGAUUUUACCUCGACGCAGACUCAUUGUCCGCUGGGUCAACGCAUGGGACUUGCUUUCCUAUUUUAUAGUACUAAGAUCGGUAUCACUAGACCAUGCUUGCGCCGACUGGAGGCUUCACCACAAGAGGGUGACAGGGCACAUGAGUUUUGCAGCAAGACUGCAGCAGAGUGUGUCGAGUCAGCCUGUCAUAUGCUGACCCUAUUCCCGGAUGCUCCAGACGCGGCUCUUCUCCAUCGAAUCACACCCUGGUGGUGUACCCUCCACUACCUAAUGCAAUCUUCCACUGUCCUUCUUCUCGAACUUUCAUUUCGUGCACAACAUGUCCCGGAGAAAGCAACAAUGGUCUCAAAGGCCGCCAAGAAGGCUGUUGACUGGCUCUCGACGCUAUCUAAGAUGAAUGAUGCUUCUGAGAAAGCCUGGAAGCUCUGCGAUGGAUUCCUUCAGCGUCUCCCGUCAAAUCUUGAAAAUGACAACAACAACAACAAUAAUAACAACAACAACAUAAGCGAACUCGCCGAGCAAGAAUCCUCCGGGGGCUCUCUACUAGACGAGCUUGAAAUGGACGAGCCCGACAUUGCUGGACCCGACAUUGCCGAGCUUAGCGCAUUGUCUAAUGACCAAGGCGUAGAUGACUUCGCUUUCGGAGCCUCGGAUAUCUUGCCCAUGAAUGCGGCCGAAUUAGAUACCACUGGCGGAGAGCUAGACUCAAUUGCAUGCUCGCCGAUGGAGCAGUCAGGGACUUCCCCACUCGGUAUGACAGUGCCUUGUGGCUUUGACCCUCCAGACAUGCUGGACCCCUUCAUAAAACAAGAAAAGUCAUCCUACGAGGACUAUUUCCCCCUACGACCCAGCCACGGGCCAGAUUACGGGGUCUUUCUUCCCACCCGGACCCAACAUCGAUCUUGA